This is a messenger RNA of Rhagoletis pomonella (apple maggot), 2283 nucleotides long. RefSeq names its product titin-like. NCBI's taxonomy places the organism in Eukaryota, Metazoa, Arthropoda, Insecta, Diptera, Tephritidae. The record is from RefSeq and is a predicted model, not a curated record. Bases 1 to 2283 code for a protein of 760 amino acids. The transcript is spliced from 3 exons.
AUGCUUACGCUUCCAUUACGCGCUGAAACCCAUUCUGAACGACGCAUUUCGGCCUAUCAGUUACGACCAAUCGAUUCCGGAGAUGAUGAAACCUCAUCAUCAGGAAAAGAAGACAGCUCGCCCGAGUCUCCACAUCCACAACGCCAGCCCGGCGCACCACAGUAUGGCCAAUAUUUGGCCAUCAACGGGCAGGCACCCCAUCAGGGACGCGCACGCACCAAGAAACCGCGCAGUAAAUCUUUACAACCACAUUCAAAUCUUGUACCCUGGCGCAAAUCAUCUCGCCCUAGACGUGGUCGUUCCCUAGACAAGCAACCCUUCUUUCCCGGUUACAAACCAGAACCAAUCAAAUCAUGGACUGAAGAAACUAUAAGUCUGAAACCAACACCAAUUGAAAAGAAAGUCAUUCCAAAGUUGGAGGCAGCUAAAGUUGAGCUCAAAUCCAUCAAGGAUCAGCGCAAUCAGGGUUUGAUGAGUAUUGGUGCUACACUCGACAAGAUCAUCGCUGGUAAGAGUGAAAAGGAAGCCAUUCCUUGGGUGGUGAUGCGUGAGAAAUUGAAACAUGUCGAAAGCGUACAAAAGCAAUUGGACAAAUUCGAUUUGGAUGAAGUUUACCUACGACCAAUCGAUCAGCCGAUAAUCAUAGACAAACAAACGCCGCAACAGGCGCAACAAGAGCAAAUCGAACGGACUAAAGAAAUUCAGAGACUGCGUAGCAUUGAAAGUUUGGAAAUUACUGAGAUGACAGAGCAAAUCGAAAAACUAAUAACCAAGCAUCAAAAGGAAGACACCAUUCCAUGGAAGGAAAUGCGUCAGCAUCUGAAGAGUGUUCAGCGUGUGCACAACCAAAUCGAGAAAUUCAAAAUUGAAGAAGUGGAGCUGCGUCAUUUAGAGGCGCAAACCACAACUACACAGAAAGUGAGCAGCGCAACACAAGACACAGUCUAUAUGACUGUGGAUGAGAGCUCAAAGGGAUCCAUACAGAAGGUGCUGCGCAAAGAAGACAUCCAGCAGUAUGGUGAGGACGUCACCGAUCUGCAUAAGCAACAGUACAUCAUAAGUGAAGACAUUAACAUGCUGAGUGUUGCUGAGCGUGAGCGGCUUGAAGCUCAACGCAUCAUACAACAGCAGCAGCCUGUAAACUGGCGCCAGGGACAACCGAGGCCAAAACUACAACCAUUAACAUCGAGAGAGGAUACUUCCAUACUGAAGACGGGCGCAACAACUCAAGAGCAGUUCACACAAAGCUUGCAACAGCAAAAGUACACCAGCGUUGAAGACACGAAAAUGAUGAGUAUUCAAGAGCACGAGCACCUUCAAAUGAUGAAACGUACACAGGAUGAAAAAACUGUGGAUUGGCGCCAACAGAGGCAAACACAAGAAUUCCAGCAAGUAGAAGAUUCGACCAGACUAGCCAUUCAAGAGCGGCAAGAUACUGAAGAACAGCAAUUCACACAACCACAACCAACUAUGUGGGAUCGUGGCAGUAAGAAGCCGCUGCCUCAACAAGCACAGCCUCGACCGCAACAACCCGCUGCACAAUAUCCAGAGCAGCCUAAGACAUACGAGGAAGCAGUUGAUGUGUUGCCGGAGCAACCUGCGCCUGUGCUACCAACAGACGAGCCUACACCAGUUAUGUGGGAACGCGGUAGAAAGAAGGUAACUACUCAGCACCAGCAAAUGAACGGUACUCAGCAAAUGUCAGAGGUGGCCGAACAGCAAUUUAUUGAUCAACAGCAAAUUAUUGAGCAACAACAAUUUGUUCAAGAAACCAAGAAACCUACCGUACGCAAAACAAUUGCACCGCGUGAGCCUGAACAAAAGAUGGAACAAGUUGUACUGAAGCCUACACCUCGACCACGUCCCAAAUUACCAGAAAAGACUGAAGAAAUCCAAAUUCAAACACUGAAACGCACACAGGCUACACAUACUGUCGAAGAACAGCCAACGCGCGGCUUUGAAGAAGCUGUGGAUACACUCGAGGAAGUGGAAAGACCACAACAACCUGAGGCACCACAGCCAGUUAUGUGGGAACGGGGAAAGAAAAAGCCUAUUAAAGCAGAUGAAGUAACUGCUGAUCAACCAACAAAAGCUUAUGAGGAAGCUGUAGAUGAGCUGCCAGAGCAGGCUGCCCCUCAACAGCCAGAACAACCUCAGCCCGUAUUGUGGGAUCGUGAGUAUAUUAAAAAAUUAACGCAACCAGAAAUAUUCGAGAUUGUUAAUGAUAUAGUCUGGGAUGCCGCACAUAAAAACUUUAAAACUCAAGUAAAAUGUUUACGUUAA